AUGACAUCCUUACAGAUUCACUCCUUUGCUUGUCUUAUAGACCAGCUUCCUGCAGCUGUGGAGGACUCAGAUAGGCUCGAUAGAGCAAUAAGCAGCAAGAUUGCUUCUCUGCAAGCAGCAACAGAGACAGCUGCAGCAGCAGACACAGCAGCAGGAACAGCAGCAGCAGCUGCUGCAGCUGCUGCUGCUGCUGCUGCUGCAGGUACACCCCAUACGAAGCAUCUCUAUUCCACUGCACAUUCUGCUGCUCCUUUCACUAUUAAUGCUUCUUCCUUUUUAAACCCCUCAAGCCAAACAGAAAUUGCUGCUGCAGCAGACUGUGCAGCAACACGCCCUGCUGCUGCUUCUGCUGCUGCUGCUGCUGUCGGCCCCCACGGAUUCUCCCUCCUGACACAGCAGCAGCAGCAGCAGCAGCAGGGUAUGUUGUGUGAGGAGGGGUGUUUAGCACUGUAUGAAGGCGCAGCAGCAGACGACCAUCCAAUGCAUAUUGCAGCAGCAGCAGCAGCAGCAGCAGCGCCUGGUAGCUCAGGCCUUCAGCAGCAAACAGGGUUUUUCUCUUCGUCUUCUUCUUUGUCUUAUUCAAAUGAAGGUAUGCACGCAUUCAUGCAGUAUGCAGCAGAUGACUCUGCUGCUGCUGCUGCUGCUGGGAAUGCGACGGAAGCGCCUCCAACUGCAGCAGCAGCAGCAGCAGCAGAUGGUGCAGCAGCAGCAACAGGAUCUGCUGAUGAACUGCACAACGCGCAGAUGAGCCAAAGUGCUGCUGCUGCUGCUGCUGCUUCUUCCCGGGGCAUGCGCUUAAAUGCUGCUGCUGCAGACGGCAGCAGCAGCAGCAGCAGCAGCAGCAACGGCAGCAGCAGCGGUUCGGGUUGGUGCAGCUGGGGGAGCUUUAGCGACAGCCCCGCUACACUGCAUGCAUCACCACCAACAGCAGCAGCAACAGCAGCAGCAGCAGCAGCAGGAAAGACUGCUGUGCAGCUGAGCCCUGCAUCUUUAAAUGUUUCUCCAGGUGUAUGUACACCUGGUGAUGUGCUCCUCGAUAACAAUCAAAU
Messenger RNA from Eimeria acervulina, 1049 nucleotides. RefSeq lists its product as hypothetical. The record is from RefSeq and is a predicted model, not a curated record. NCBI's taxonomy places the organism in Eukaryota, Apicomplexa, Conoidasida, Eucoccidiorida, Eimeriidae. The transcript has a single exon. The annotation marks the transcript as partial.